Messenger RNA from Anolis sagrei ordinatus, 7455 nucleotides. RefSeq names its product zinc finger and BTB domain containing 4 (gene ZBTB4). Gene Ontology annotation, molecular function: protein binding; DNA-binding transcription factor activity, RNA polymerase II-specific. The record is from RefSeq and is a predicted model, not a curated record. Lineage: Eukaryota; Metazoa; Chordata; Lepidosauria; Squamata; Anolidae. Gene Ontology annotation, biological process: regulation of transcription by RNA polymerase II. Gene Ontology annotation, cellular component: nucleus.
GCAGGAGGGCAGGCAGGCAGGCAGGCGGUGGGUCCUGGGGCGCCAGGCUUGCGUGCGAACGGGGCGAGCGAUGAUGUCAGAGGGGGAGGCAGCCGAAGCGAAGGCGGCGAGAGGAGCAGCAGCAGCAGCAGAGGCAAAGCCCAGAGCCGCCGCCAAGGCAGCCAAAGCAGCAGCAGAAGCCAAGGCGGCGAGGCUGGGCUGAGGAAGCGCCAUCGUGGAGCAGAGGCAGAAACGGCCCGUGCCAAGCCGGCUGCGAGCAUGAAUGGCCGGGCAGGAAGGAGCCUCCAUCUUGGGCCGCCCCCUGACCAAACCCCACAGCGGUUCUUGCUCCGGCGAAUUUGGAGGCAGCAGCUUGAAGGAGAGCCGCCCAGACGCCCAGUAGAUGUGGUCACCUUGCCCAGGUCAGAGUCAGCACAAUGGCUCCGGUUGUGGAGGUCACAGAUGUCAGCCAUUCCAGCUCCCUCCUGGUCCAGCUGAACGAGCAGCGCCUGCGCGGCCAGUUUUGCGACAUCACCAUCAUUGCUGAAGACACCAAGUUCAAGGCCCAUAAGAACGUCCUUGCCGCCUCCAGCCCCUACUUCAAGGAAGUGCUUUCCGAGGACUCGGUGUGCCGCGAGGUGGGCCAGAUCCUGGAGCUUCCCGACAUCCAAGCCGAAGUCUUCUCCGACAUCCUCAACUUCAUCUACAACUCCCACCUCUCAGUGCCCACCCCGGCAGCCGCGAAGGAAAUUGGAGCUGUCGGCCGGCGCUUGGGCAUCUCACGCUUGGAGGACUUGGAUGACUCCUCAGCAGGUGCCAAGAUGGACGACUCCGGCACAGCCACCGCCUCCAGGCCAUGCGCGUCGCCAAUCGACCUCACCUGCCCUCCCCGCUCAGCCGAGCCUUCCAGCCCUUUCUGUUCUGAGGAAUCGACCAAAGCACUCAACCCAGUGGAAGACGCCCAGCCUGACGCUGAACAAGAAACGGCCAAGAUCCUGUACAACCUCAGCUCGGUCGCCGCGAUGUCACCACCGACCCCUGACCUGGCUUUUGCGCUGAAAGGAAGUAAUGCUUGGGACCAGGACACUUCUCCCUCUGCUUCUGUCACCAACGACGACAACACGGUCCAGGAGCCUUCAUCCCCGCCAGGAGCUCCGUAUCCGGCCAGUAGCACUUUCUGCUGCGGAACCUGUGGCCGCAGCUUCACCACGUCUUCGGCACUCAGCCUCCACAUGAAGCUGCACCGGACACGGCGUUCCUUGUCCUGCCGCCACUGUGGGAAGAGCUUCAUUCACAUCAAACGCCUGCAGACGCAUGAAGUCAUAUGCAAGGAAGUGGAGGAGCCCAAGGAAAACGCUUUGGAAGGCAGCGACACACCGUCGGAUCCCGCCCUACCUCCCAAGCCGGCGGCAGCACCAGCCUCUACUAAGAAAGGCAUGAUGUUCCGCCACCGUAGCCUGCCGCGCAUGGACUAUAUCUCCGACCAAGACCACUUUGUCAAAGUGGUGGAUGGCCACAUCAUCUAUUUCUGCACUGUCUGCGAGCGAUCCUACAUGACGCUUUCGAGCCUCAAGCGCCACUCCAACGUUCACUCGUGGCGGCGGAAAUACCCGUGCCGUUACUGCGACAAGGUCUUUGCCCUGGCUGAGUACCGCACCAAACACGAGGUCUGGCACACGGGGGAACGGCGGUACCAGUGCAUCUUCUGCUGGGAGACCUUUGUCACCUACUACAACCUGAAGACCCACCAGAAAGCCUUCCAUGGAAUCAAUCCUGGUCUCAUCUCUUCGGAAAAGACCCCCAACGGUGGCUAUAAGCCUAAGCUCAAUGCUCUGAAACUCUACCGGCUCUUGCCCAUGCGCUCCCAAAAGAGGCCCUAUAAAACUUACAGCCAAGGGCUGGUCCCAGAUAACCUCUUGCUCCCAACUCAGCCCAUUCCUAUGACGUUGGGGGACAAUGACUCUUUAGAUGGAAACUUAGUCUCCUCAUUGGGUCCCAGCGAUGUCUUCACAACCAAUGGCAGCGCCUUGGAUCUGCCAGAGGAAGAAAACUUUCAGCAGCAAGAGACCAUCCGGGAGAUGCCUGUGCUCCCACCAAUCGAUGACACAGCCCAACCAGACGAGCCGCCAGGAGCUGCGGUGGAGGCCCCCACGGUCAUCGCCUUUGGGAGGCCAACUUCUUCUGUGAUAGUCCACAGUACUUCGGUGAAGUCACAGGCCUCUUCGGUGAUCACAUAUAACAGCAAGUCUUCGGAUCCAUCAUUAGAUCCAGGACCUCCUCCUCUCCUGCCACAGACUAUGCCUUCCACGGAUGUGACCAAACCCAUCAAGAAACAAGUACUCAAGGAAUACAUCCAGUCCCAGAAGGCAGACGAGCAGGGCUCAGAAGACAAUGGGACCGAACAUGAGCACAGAGCAAAGGUUCCGCGGGCCGGGCGUACCAUGACUUACAUGGCAAAGCCGGCGUAUGUUGGGACUGCCUCCGAAAGCCGUGCUGCACCGCUCUGCCAGAUCACGGUGCGUAUCGGUGAAGAAGCAAUCGUCAAGCGACGGAUUUCGGAGACAGAUCUCAUGCUGGACAAAGGCAGCCGUGUCGGAGGCAGGCGCUUUGAUUUCGGUUGGGACCAGAACGGUGACAAGCAGCCACCACCGCUGCUGGGACCACAGGGCAAGCAUGGCGACUGCCCAUACCCUAAUGAGAGUGGCGAGGAGGAGAGUGACCGGGGAGAUGCCGAAGACCAGCUCUGGCGCCCGUACUACAGCUACAAGCCCAAACGAAAGACAUGCAGCAGUGGUGGUACCAGCAACGCCAUGCCAAAGGUGAAGAAGUCACGGUGGCGUCGCAAGUUGCGCUCUUUGCGCUGGAUGAAACGUACCGAGAAGAGUAAGGAGGCUGAGGAAGAGGAGGAAGAGGAGGAGGAAGAAGAGGAGGCCAAAGACGAUGCCAGCAUGGGGACCAGUGAGCCAAUGUCCACUGAGGCACCCGGGGGCACUUCGGACGGUGAAGGAACGGAUCAAGCACCCAGAACCGGGAAUGGACGGGGCUCGGAGUGGAAGCACGAGUGCAGCAUUUGCGGCAAACUCUUCUCCGCCCUCAAGAAACUGAGAAAACAUGAGCGGGUGCAUGGGCGCUUCGGGAAGGAGGAACAUUCCUUGGUGUCCAUCGCAGGCGCUCCCCACCGGGUGGGCCGCAAGCCUUUGGCGAGGUUCACCUGCACCGACUGCACAAAGGUCUGCAAGACCGCCGCAGCGCUCAGCCGCCACAUGAAGCGGCACGAAAACAAGGAGCCAGAACCCCCGCCAUCGCCACCUCUUCCCUUGCCGACUCCCACCACCGUCAUCGCCUAUUCCAAGAAGACCCCCAACUUGCCCCUGGCACCCCCCCUCUCACCCAUCGUCAAGGAAGAGACCACUCAAGAGAUGCAGGUGUCGUCCUCCAGCGGGGAAGCCCCUGUCAUCCAACAGGAAGCGCCGGAAGACGAUCCUCCGCCCAUGGACCUGACGCCAUACGACGUCCGGACUCUGGCGCCGAUGCUGCCGGUGGAAAACUCCCCUCUGCCAGAGGAAGGCGGUUCCCCUUUCUCUGAACACAUCCCCUCCCAACCGCCCAUUCUGGAGGCUGUCCCUGGCCUUGUGGAAGUGCCCCCGAGUUUGCCGCACUCCCUCCAAGACCCCGUCAUCUCACACACCGGCUUGGUCCAGAAGGAGGUGUUAGUGCCGCCAGCGCCACAGCCGCCGGACCUGGAAGAGGAGCGAUACCCGGUCCAGGAGUACCCAUUGCCGCUACUGGUUCCGGGAAGCUGCCGGACCCGGAAGGACUUAGAGGACAAGGCUUCGUUCCUGACCUACCCUAGCGCCAUCCAGUUCAACAAGGCGGGCGGCAGCGAUGGGGACGGCAAGAUGGGCUUCUACCCGGACCCCUACCCGUUAAUGUACGGGCACCAGCUCUUGGCGGCGGCCUACCCGUACAAUUUCACGUUGCCAGUGGCAUUGAACAUGGUGGUCCCCGAUGACAAGGGUCAACCCCUGCCCUUCCUGCCUAGCGUCUUCAGCUACUCCAUGAACCCGUGCCGCAGCGAGGUCCACGAGGCUGGCGCCGGAACCAAUGGGGCAGCAGUGGCAAUGGGGACCGCUGCUGGCGUGCUCCGCGAGGGCAGAGGAGAACCAGCCAGCGCUUCCGAGCGGCUGAAGAAAGGAGCCCUUCUUUGAGAGACAGAAAAGGAUUUCUUUGUGGGGAGAGGAGCACCGGGGAUAUUUUGGGGAAGGGGGAAAAGGAGGGUCAGGUGCGAGGUCGGUAAAUCCCCUCCGUUCUGCAAAGGAGGCGUGCCUGGGAGUGUGUGCGUGCAGAUUUGGAAGAGGAUCGUGUUUCCGAUGUGUGUGUCCGAUCCGUGGGCGUCUCUGAACCUGACCAUGCUUCACAUCCGUUGCGUCUUGAGUGGGGCACCUCAUAGAUAAGACUGUAAAAAAAUAGAUAAAUAGCAAAAAAUAGGUACAGGGUAACCCCUCUUCUCCCCAGAACCCCCAAAUCCCCCGUUCCCUCCAGAUGAAUGUCUUCUUGCUCAGUAGACACUGUUAGUGAAUUUGCACAACCCGCCCGGCUCUCUCCGUAAAUCCCGUUGUCCCGCCACGUCUUCGCUGUCCUGUGGUGUCAUUGCAGCCCGUUCCUUUCACCUGCCAGCCUCGAAAUGUAGUACACAAAGGGGAAUUGUAGUGAGGGUGCAUCUACGCCAGGCACGGGCCAACUUCGGCCCUCUGGGUAUUUUUGACUUGGGCUCCCACAACAUAGGUAUGCAGGAGAUACCUUGGUGGAGGCUCCAAGAGGACAAAGGCAUGAGCUAACUUUGGCCCUCUGGGUGUUUUGGACUUGGCCUCCCCCAACUUGGGUAUUCAGAUGAUCCCUUGAUGGAGGCUCCAAGAGGACAAAGGCAUGGGCCAACUUUGUCCUCUGGGUGUUUUGGACUUGGGCUCCCACAACGUGGGUAUGCAGGUGAUAUCUUGAUGGAGGUUCCAAGAGGACAAAGGCACGGGCCAACUUUGGCCCUCCAAGUAUUUUGGAUUUCAGCUCCCACAAUGUGGGUAUGCAGAUGAUCCCUUGGUGGAGGCUCCAAAAGUACAAAGGCACGUGCCAACUUUGGCCCUCCAGAUGUUUUGGACUUCAACUCCCACAACAUGGAUAUGCGAAUGAUCCUUUGAUGGAGGCUCCAAGAGUAUAAAGGCGUGGGCCAACUUUGGCCCUCCAGGUGUUUUGGACUUCAACUCCCACAAUGUGGGUAUGCAGAUGAUCCCUUGAUAGAGGUUCCAAGAGUACAAAGGCACAGCCCAACUUUGGCCCUCCAGGUGUUUUGGACUUCAACUCCCACAACAUGUGUAUGCGGAUGAUCCUUUGAUGGAGGCUCCAAGAGGACAAAGGCAUGAGCCAACUUUGGCCCUGUAGGUGUUUUGGACUUGGGCUCCCACAACAUGGGUAUGCAGAUGAUCCCUUGAUGGAGGCCCCAAGAGUUCAAAGGCAUGGACAAACUUUGGCCCUCUGGGUGUUUUGGACUUCAACUCCCACAAUUCCUAACAGCCUCAGGUCUCAACUGGGUCCAUAAUCCUUGUUGAAACAGAAAGGGCCUGAGGCUGUUAGGAAUUGUGGGAGUUGAAGUCCACAACUGGGCCCAUAACCCUUGUUGAAAAGAAAAGAACCUGAGGCUGUUAGGAAUUGUGGGAGUUGAAGUCCACAACUGGGUGCAUAACCCUUGUUGAAAAGGAACGGGCCUGAGGCUGUCAGGAAUUGUGGGAGUUGAAGUCCACAACUGUGCCCAUAACCCUUGUUGAAAUGGAACAAGUCUGAGGCUGUUAGGAAUUGUGGGAGUUGAAGUCCACAACACCUGGAAGGCAGAAUUGACCUGUGCCUGGCACAGAUGCACCUUGAAAUUGUUGCUGACACAACCCUUAGAAUAAUAGAAUCAUAAAAUCAAAGAGUUGGAAGAGACCUCAUGGGCCAUCCAGUCCAACCCCAUUCUGCCAAGAAGCAGGAAUAUUGCAUUCAAAUCACCCCUGACAGAUGGCCAUCCAGCCUCUGUUUAAAAGCUUCCAAAGAAGGAGCCUCCACCGCACUCCGGGGCAGAGAGUUCCACUGCUGAACGGCUCUCACAGACUUCCUUGGCUUUGGAAGUCCCCCCAACUCUGUCCCUAGUGAAGGAGGGAUUUAUAGUUCCCAUAGCCCUGACCUUGCUUGACCUGCAUUGUCGUCCCCCCAAAAAAGGGCCGCUUCCGGCCUUCCUGUUUGUUUUCUUUGCUCCGAGCAGCUGCUGCGGCAGAAGUUUUGGAGCUUUGGAGAGCUUCCCUCCCUUCCUCCCUUUGCUCUUUCCCUCUCUCUGGCCUUGUUUUGUUUUGCAGCCUCCAUGAGAUGAAUCACAUUUUCCUUUUGGCAGGAGAGGAAGAAGGGAAGGAGAGAGCGAAGCAGGCGGAGGAGAGGAGGAGGAGAAGAGGGCAGUGUUGCGUGAAGGCAGCAGCGCAGCCUCUCCCUCCCUGAAAGCUGCCGAAACCUGAAUGCACAUCAUGCACCUACUCUGUCCUUUCCCGAUGAUGAGUUCUGCAGAAUUGCAAAUCCCAUCAUCCACAAGCAAACAGGAUGCAGGAAUCUUAGCCCAUUGAUGCACAUAAAGGGAGAAUGGAAAGAAGGAAGAGCCUGGGGAUGUUGUGAGCUUUCCAUGUUCCAGAAGCAUUCUCUCCUGACGUUUCGCCCACAUCUAUGGCAGGGACCCUCAGAGGUUAUGAGGUCUGUUGGAAACUAGGCAAGUGGAGUUGAUGCACACAAAGGGAGAAUGGAAAGAAGGAAGAGCCUGGGGAUGUUGUGAGCUUUCCACGUUCCAGAAGCAUUCUCUCCUGACAUUUCACCCACAUCUAUGGCAGGGACCCUCYGAGAUUGAGAGGUUUGUUGGAAACUAGGCAYGUGGAGUUGAUGCACACAAAUGGAGAAUGYAAAGAAGGAAGAGACUGGGGAUGUUGUGAGCUUUCCACGUUCCAGAAGCAUUCUCUCCUGACAUUUCGCCCACAUCUAUGGCAGGGACCRUCAGAGGUUGUGAGGUCUGUUGGAAACUAGGCAAGUGGAGUUGAUGCACACAAAGGGAGAAUGGAAAGGAGGAAGAGCCUGGGAUGUUGUGAGCUUUCCACGUUCCAGAAGUAUUCUCUCCUGACAUUUCACCCACAUCUAUGGCAGGGACCCUCAGAGAUUGUGAGGUCUGUUGGAAACUAGGCAAGUGGAGCUGAUGCACACAAAGGGAGAAUGGAAAGAAGGAAGAUCCUGGGAUGUUGUGAGCUUUACACGUUCCAGAAGCAUUCUCUCCUGACGUUUCGCCCACAUCUAUGGCAGGGACCCUCAGAGGUUGUGAGGUCUGUUGGAAACUAGACAAGUGGAGUUUCCCCCAAUUCUGUGGCAUGUGGACCAUUUCAACAAAAAGGAGGAAACCACGAAAAUCUGGCUACCAGUAUU